GCGGGGCGGGGCUGCCGCCUAUAAGAAGGGCUGCGCGCCCGCUCUGGGCCACUGGUUUGUGCUGUUGAAGCCAUGGCGCCUGCCUGCCUGCUUGCGCCGCUGCUGUUCCUGCUCCUCGGAGGCUUCCCCGCGGUUCCUGGCGAGUCGAUUCGAGAGACUGAGGUCAUAGACCCGCAGGACCUCCUGGAAGGCAGGUACUUCUCUGGAGCUCUCCCGGAUGAUGAAGAUGCAGGGGGCCUCGAACAGGACUCCGAUGACUUUGAGCUCUCUGGUUCCGGAGAUCUGGAUGACACGGAGGAGCCCAAGUCCUUCCCCGAAGUGAUUCAGCCCUUGGUGCCCCUAGAUAACCACAUCCCGGAGAAUGGCCAGCCUGGCAGCCGUGUCCCCUCAGAGCCCAAGGAACUGGAAGAGAAUGAGGUCAUUCCCAAAAGGGUCCCCUCCAACGUGGGAGAUGAUGUCUCCAACAAAGUGUCCAUGUCCAGCACUGCCCAGGGCAGCAACAUUUUUGAGAGAACCGAGGUCUUGGCGGCUCUGAUCGUGGGCGGCGUGGUAGGCAUCCUCUUCGCUGUCUUCCUGAUCUUGCUGCUGGUGUACCGCAUGAAGAAGAAGGAUGAAGGCAGUUACGACUUGGGCAAGAAACCCAUCUACAAAAAAGCCCCCACCAACGAGUUCUACGCAUGAAGCUUCCUCCCACGAGUGCUGCUUGGACUUAUGGGAAGAGGAGUGGAGGGUUGUGGACGGUGGGUGUUGGCAGAGAGCGGGCACCUUAAUACUGACCUGUCAGUAUCUCCAUCUCUAGUCACCUCUCUGGUGUCAGAAGAGAUGUGAUCUUCUACUGUGCUGUCUCAGAGAGAGAGAGAGAGAGAGAGAGAGAGAGAGAGAGAGAGAGACUGUCUGUCUGUCUGUGUGUCUGUGUCUCAGUUGCUCCGGCAGAAAAAUGGGGAUAAACUUGCCCUUUCUGAAGG
Molecule: messenger RNA, 965 nt
Organism: Mastomys coucha (southern multimammate mouse)
Lineage: Eukaryota; Metazoa; Chordata; Mammalia; Rodentia; Muridae
Gene: Sdc4
Product: syndecan 4
Exons: 5
Coding region: 73-681 (202 amino acids)
Biological process (GO): cell migration
Cellular component (GO): membrane; cell surface
Source: RefSeq, a predicted model, not a curated record